UAAUGUCACUCAAACCUGUCACCGAUAAACCCACCACCACCACCGCCGCCCAUCCAUCAACGCCGGCCACGGAGGAGGAGUACUUGGCCUUCUGCCUCAUGUUGCUCGCCAGAGGCAACUCCCCAGCUCCUCCGCCACCUCAUCAUUCCCAUAAUUUCACCUCCUACAAGUGUAGCGUAUGCAACAAGGAAUUCGCUACUUACCAAGCACUCGGUGGCCACAAAUCCAGCCACCGGAAAAACGUCCAACCUAAUUCCGACGACGACGACCACCACCACCACCUGUCCACCUCCUCUGCUUUGAAGACUAGCAACAGGGUCCACGAGUGCUCCAUCUGCCAUAGGUCUUUCUCCACCGGUCAGGCACUCGGUGGUCAUAAAAGGCGUCACUACGACCCUGGAACCGGAGCUGCCGUCACAACCUCCGAAGGGACUGCUUCCUCCACCCAUGUCCAACCGCGAGAAUUCGACUUAAACCUGCCCGCCUUCCCUGAAUUCGAAUUGGGUUUGAACGUUGACUAUUGGAAGAAAAGCCAAGUGUUGAACCAUGAACAAGAAGUCGAAAGUCCGUUGCCGACGAAGAAACCGCGUUUGUUAAUCGCCGGCGACAUGGCCAAUCGGUCAUAAUUUUUAAUUUCUUUUCAGGCUUUUUUUAUUAAAAGUUAAAUACUUAAAAUAUUUGUUAAGACAACAAAACAAUACAAA
Cynara cardunculus var. scolymus (artichoke) is the source of this 704-nucleotide messenger RNA. RefSeq names its product zinc finger protein ZAT10-like. Lineage: Eukaryota; Viridiplantae; Streptophyta; Magnoliopsida; Asterales; Asteraceae. The transcript has a single exon. Gene Ontology annotation, molecular function: DNA-binding transcription factor activity. The record is from RefSeq and is a predicted model, not a curated record. Bases 3 to 626 code for a protein of 207 amino acids.